Messenger RNA from Penicillium cataractarum, 1080 nucleotides. RefSeq names its product esterase/lipase family protein. The record is from RefSeq and is a predicted model, not a curated record. The coding region runs from base 1 to 1080 and encodes 359 amino acids. The transcript has 2 exons. Lineage: Eukaryota; Fungi; Ascomycota; Eurotiomycetes; Eurotiales; Aspergillaceae.
AUGACCCAUCACCCCUCUGUCAAGCCAUUUGGCUUGACGCAGGUCUAUGCCCCUCCGCGCGGGGAAAUCCCCACCGUCGAUAUAGUCUUUGUUCAUGGCUUGAACGGCCACCCCGAGAACUCUUGGACCAGCAAGACCUCCGGUUGUUUUUGGCCCGUUGAUCUGCUACCCGACGUCCUCGCUCAGUUGCGUCCAAGAAUUCUGACCUACGGGUAUAACGCAAACGUCGCGGCGUUUACCGAUGGCGCGUCGCGCGAUUCGAUCGUGAGCCACGCGGAAACGCUGGCCUCUAACCUUGCCGCAAACCGGAAUCUACGCAGUUGUUCCGAUCGCCCGAUUAUCUUCGUUUGUCAUUCUCUCGGUGGUCUUGUCGUCAAGCGUGCCCUUAUCUACUCCCGCAAUCUGUCAAACGAAAAGACCGAACACUUGCGCUCCGUCUAUGUCUCGACGUUUGGCAUCCUCUUCCUCGGUACCCCGCACAACGGUUCGGAUAUUGCGAAAUGGGGCCUAUUGCUACACAAGAUCUGUACGGCUGUCCUGCCCAAGAAGGUCAUGGAGGGUUCACCACAGUUGAUCAAAGCCCUUCAGACCAACAACGAGACCCUACAACACAUCAACAGUCUCUUCGCCGACAUCAUGAGCCGAUUUCAUAUAUAUCUCUUCCAUGAGACUCGUUCGAUGGAUGUACGUGGUACACGGGAGAUCAUCGUUGACGAAGCCUCCGCUGCACCAUACUUUGAGGGCGUUGAGCGAGGCGGAAUCGAGGCCGACCACAGCCACAUGUGCAAAUUCGACGACGAAAAUUCAUCAGGCUAUGAAGUGGUUGCGGAAGCGAUUCUCCGCUACUCACGCCAGGCACCUUCCGUGAUCGCUGAUCGCUGGAUCGAAGAGCGCAAAACUCGCACCCUAGAGAAGAAGGCCAAGGCCCGCGAGAUUUACGAUGGCGGCGCAGAAGACCCUGUCGGCCAAAGCAUGCCUAACUUGAAUACUCCUGCUACUGGUAGGGAAACCCACCUCCUUCCUGCGCCGAAAGAUACCGUUACAUUGAAGGAUUACGAGAUCGAGGAGCCCGCUGUUUGA